AUGGUGGUGAGGGACUGGGCCCCGCAGGCGGCGAUACUGAGUCAUGACUCGGUGGGCGGGUUCGUGACUCACUGCGGGUGGAACUCGGUGUUGGAGGCUGUGUAUGAGGGAGUGCCCAUGGUGGCAUGGCCUCUGUUUGGGGAGCAGAAGCUGAACAAAGUGAUCUUCGUGCAGGAAAUGAAGGUGGCUUUGGCGGUGAACAAAUCUGAAGAUGGGUUCGUGAGUGCAACUGAGUUGGGGGACCGAGUUAAGGAGCUCAUGGAAGAGAUUCGGCAGAGGAUUUUUAAGAUGAAAAUGAGUCCGGUGGAAGCCAGAGGAGAAGGAGGGUCUUCCUCUAUUGCAUUGAAGAGGUUAACUCAAAAGUUAACCGAGUUCUAA
Lotus japonicus is the source of this 378-nucleotide messenger RNA. Its product is annotated as isoflavone 7-O-glucosyltransferase 1-like. The record is from RefSeq and is a predicted model, not a curated record. Gene Ontology annotation, molecular function: UDP-glycosyltransferase activity. Bases 1 to 378 code for a protein of 125 amino acids. The transcript has a single exon. NCBI's taxonomy places the organism in Eukaryota, Viridiplantae, Streptophyta, Magnoliopsida, Fabales, Fabaceae.